Molecule: messenger RNA, 2331 nt
Organism: Balaenoptera ricei (Rice's whale)
Lineage: Eukaryota; Metazoa; Chordata; Mammalia; Artiodactyla; Balaenopteridae
Gene: TPD52L2
Product: TPD52 like 2
Exons: 9
Coding region: 152-841 (229 amino acids)
Cellular component (GO): cytoplasm
Source: RefSeq, a predicted model, not a curated record
CGCGCUGUUGAUCACGUAAUGCCGCGGCGCCUGAGGCGAUUCAGCUGGUUGGUGCGUAAGCUGCGAGCGACACCUGGUGCGGGCCGCUCGGUUCCCACUGCGCCCGCGACCCCGGCUUCGACGCCAGCUGCGGUCCGGCCGCCGCCUAAACAUGGACUCCGCCGGCCAAGAUAUCAACCUGAAUUCUCCUAACAAAGGUCUGCUCUCCGACUCCAUGACGGACGUCCCUGUCGACACAGCAGUGGCCACCCAGGCUCCUGCUGUUGAGGGUCUGACAGAUGCUGAGGCGGAGGAGCUCAGGGCUGAGCUUGCAAAGGUGGAGGAGGAGGUUGUCACUCUGCGCCAGGUGCUGGCAGCCAAGGAGAGGCACUGUGGAGAGCUGAAGAGGAGGCUGGGCCUUUCUGCCUUGGAGGGCCUGAAGCAGAACCUGUCCAGGGGUUGGCAUGAUGUGCAGGUCUCUAACGCCUACGUGAAAACUUCUGAGAAGCUUGGAGAGUGGAAUGAGAAAGUGACCCAGUCGGACCUCUACAAGAAGACCCAGGAAACCCUCUCUCAGGCAGGACAGAAGACCUCAGCAGCCCUGUCCACCAUGGGCUCUGCCAUCAGCCGGAAGCUUGGGGACAUGAGGGCUCGGCCCUUCUCACACUCCUUUAGCAGCCACUCCAUCCGCCACUCCAUAAGUAUGCCGGCCAUGAGGAAUUCCGCCACCUUCAAGUCAUUGGAGGACCGAGUUGGGACCAUAAAGACUAAGGUUGUCAGUGGCAGAGAGAAUGGCAGUGACAACCUUCCCUCCCCGACCGGGAGUGGAGACAGACCCCUGCCCGAUCACACGCCCUUCUAAGCCCGUAGCAGCUUUGCCCGGCCACGGCACAAGCACACCCUCAUCGCCACAACUGCAACCUCAAGCGGCGGGUGUUGAGGACAAUCACGCCAUCCCCGUGGAGACGUGGCUGCCGCGCUCGCAUGGGUCAGAGAACAUGUCCUGUACACAGAUGCCUCCCUUUCUGUCGGUAGCUCAGCAAAUCACUGCGCCGUCCUGCCUCGGAGCAGGAAGCGGACAGGGUGGCGGGUCCCGGGGUGUGAGCCAAAGCCAAGCUCUUGUUGGGAGUCUUGUUAGUUGAUCAGCAUGUUGAAAGCGGGGUGGGGGUGGGGGGAAGAGCGAUAAGUAUAAAAUGCGUGGUGUUUUCUAAACUCCUUCCCUAAGUCGCAGAAGGAAGAGUCAUCCAGAAAGCCCUGCCGGAUCUGCAGUUUUAUUUCAAAAUGCCUAACAGGAAAACUACCCAUUUUCUGAGACCUUCCAGAAAGCUGAUUAUCAGCAGAUGCCUAAUCAUUACACUAAUGAUCUAGCUUUAACAAAAGCAAAUUCUUUAUUUUUUAAAUGCAGCAGGUUUUUCAAAAAGUAAAACUAAGCAAAGCAGCUUUAGCCUCACAGUUAGAAAAUAUUAUUCCUUUGGACUCAAGCUGAAGUGCACGCCUUAUAUCGCCUUAUGUUUUAUUUGUUUAUAAUGUUUUUAUAUAUAUAAACGAGGGUUCUUUAGUGGAUUUUGAGCACUAUGUAAAAUCCUGCAUCCAGCCGAGGGGCAGCACCUCUGUGCCAGUGGUGUGUUUUAUUUCAGGAGUGCAUUCCAUCCCCGUAUAGAAAACUGGCUUCUCUCUUCUCUCAGUGACCGGCGCAGCUCCCGCUGGCCGAUGGGGGUGGGAGAAAGAAAGACCAGCACCUUCACAGCGGGCUGGCGCUGCCCCUGUGCAAGCUGGGCCUGGCUGGCACGUCGCCGAUCAGCGGCUCCAACCUGCGUGUGUGGCACACGCCAGGGCCAGCGAGCGGCAGGCAGACCCGCAGGUAGGUCAGAGCCAGGGCGUCGGGUCAGCUGGGACUCUGCUGUUGCCUUUCUCAGGAGCUACAAAGAUCUGUUUCUGCUCCGAUGCUGCCACAGCCCAGCAGCCUCUCACCCAGGGCCCCACGUCUGGCGCGCCUGGAGGGGCAGCUCUGUGCCUUACAGGCUCUUAGCGGGCAGAGGCCUCGCCUGCAUCUGUGCACUCUCGAAGGGGAGGAGCCGUCAGCUCAGUGUCUUCUCUGGUCGACCGUGAUGUGCUGUCUGGUACCUGAGUGUCUGCUGGUCACUUCAGACACACGGGGGGGGGGGGGGGGUGGCUGCAGUCCACACUCGUGCCUUGGGAGGAACGCUGCUCUGUGCUCUUUCCCCAGGGUUGGAAUCUCUCAGAUGGGGUGUGAUGGGAAGGCAGGAUGCAGGUGUAAUAACGGAUUUAUCUUUUCCUUAAAGUAGAUAACGGGUGAUUUGUCAAUAAAGCAUUCCUUUGGGGGAAAACCCA